GCUCAGGCCGCACAUCAAGAUGGUCAUCUUUGGACCCGGCGCUUGCACUGCUGGCUGAGCCUGACCUGGAGGCGAAAAUGAACUGGGGGACCUUUUAUGCCGUGAUCAGCGGCGUAAACAGGCACUCUACCGGCAUCGGACGCAUUUGGCUCUCUGUCAUCUUUAUCUUCCGUAUCCUAGUCCUGGUGGUUGCUGCUGAGAGUGUUUGGGGAGAUGAGAAGACCGGCUUCACCUGCAACACCCAGCAGCCUGGCUGCAACAGUGUCUGUUACGAUCAGUUCUUCCCCGUCUCACACAUUCGCCUUUGGGCGCUCCAGCUCAUCCUGGUUUCCACCCCUGCCCUGCUGGUGGCCAUGCAUGUGGCCCACCGACGCCACAUCGACAAGAAGGUCCUGAAGAGGACCGGCCGCAGCAACCCCAAGGAGGUAGAACUCAUCAAGAAUCAGAAAUUUCAGAUCACCGGUGCUCUGUGGUGGACAUAUAUGAUCAGUAUCAUCUUCAGAAUCAUCUUUGAGGUGGCUUUUCUCUACAUCUUCUAUUUAAUCUAUCCAGGCUUUAAAAUGGUUCGUUUGGUGAAAUGUGACUCAUACCCUUGCCCCAACACGGUGGACUGUUUUGUUUCCAGACCGACAGAAAAGACCAUAUUCACUGUGUUCAUGCUGGCAGUGUCUGGGGUGUGUGUGCUGCUCAACCUGGCUGAGGUGGCGUACCUCAUAGGCAGGGCCUGCAAACGGUGCUUACAAGGCUCUAAAGAAGAAUCCAAAGCAGCUUGGAUAAGUCAAAGAUUGUAGGCAAAAUGAAAUCAAUCAGCUGAUAGCAGACCAUUCUCUCAAGUCUAAGUUCGCUGUGACCAAGAAGAGCCCAACUGAGAAGAAUGACAGGUGUUCUGCUUUCUAAGGCUCUGCCUCUCCUUUUCUGUUUAAACUACGCAGCAGAAAUCACCCACAGCUCUGCAUUAAUGUCCCAUAUACUGUAUAUUUGAUCAUAGUUAGCACAUACAUUUAGACCAUUUAUUUAUUUAUGUGCCAUUCAGUCAAUCUCUUAUUGACUCUUGUUAUUUUUCUUUUCAGUUUUACUGACAAAGCAUUAGUUGCUGUCGUGACUUGGCAAAACUAUUUGGAGCCAGUAGAGAAGGUUGGAGAACAAUAUCUAUGUUUUUGCGUAUUUUAGCUAAUUUAUUACAAAUCAAACAUAAUUGACAUUAAUCUUUUUUCCAAAGCUUCCCUUCAUUUGUUCAUCUGUUUGUUCAGCCCCCCAAGCAGCUUUCAUUCAUUUUAGUACCAUAUGAGCAGCGAGUUGCCCAAGUGGGAUGGCUGUUUGUGCUAAACAAACCAUAUUUGAGCAUCAUGCUUCCAUUUAUUUUUGUUGCAUUACUGUUGCGUGACAUUGCACUUUGAUGUGUGGAUUUGUUUGAAAUCCUGCAAGUGUGGCAGGUUUGUCGACUGGUUAGAAGCCCAGAAUUGCUGCUAACAUGGGGAAAAUACAACCCAAAAUACAAACAUCAAACUUAUGGUACAGUAGAUGAGAAGCAUUUAACAUGGAAGGUUGCUGCUCGGAGAUUGAGUUGACUUCAGCACAAGAAUGCACCAUCCACUGAUUUUUCACAUUUGUCCAUGUGUUAUGGCUGCUUCUACAAGAAUUUAGCUUUGGCAGCAAAAAGAAAUGAUGAUUGACCUUUUUUUUUUUUAAAGCAUGUUGCAUCUUUGUGAAGACCACGCCAAAUGGAAAUCAGUGGAUGUUUGAAAAUCACAAAACCUCCAAAAAGUGAAAAAUAAGCAUAUCAUCAGCUUUGGAAAGUGCUUAGCAGUAAUGUAGCCUAUAUGUGAUUUCUAGUAAAUGAUCCAUAAAUGUACAAAAACAUUGGUCUUUAAGGAGGUAGCGAUGAGUUUAGAGGUUGAAAUGCUGGAAAAGAAAGUCAACUUUUUCAUUUAUAUCAAAAAUAAUACUAGUGUAUCAUAUUUAGUCCAGUUUGAGUCAAAAGCUAAUGGAGAGAAAAACUAAAAUGACUUGUAGGAACAUGACCGGUGCUUUACAGCAACAGUAGUGUGGUUAGAUUAUAUUGGACUAUUACAGUCAUUGAUAGCUGUAGCUUAUCAUACUGCCUUGGCAAUAUAGCAACAGUUGGUACCGGAAAAACAAAGAAAGUUCAAAAAUAUUGUUUGGUUAUUGACAACUGUCCCUGAUUAUUAUAUUGUCAGUUGCAGUAUAUCUUAAAUACAGUUUUCCCUAAAUCACCUGUCUCAUCUGACAUUUUAACAAUUAGACCCAGGACUUUUUUCCCAGCUUAGUAUCAGAAUUAUCUGAAGUCCCAAAGUAUUUUGAAGCGCUCACUUUUACGUUAGCAAACUUUCUGCUGAAAUGGCGAAAUUGCCAUAAUUGGUCCAGUCAUUUCACCUUCACUUGUCUGCUCAGUUACUGCAAAUGUACUGUACAUACUGCAUGUCUUUGGACUUGUGCAUAUUUAUAUCCAGUUGUAAAUACUACCUGUCUACUUCUCUGCAGCUCCAGGUUUGAGUUAUUUUCCAGCUGACUCUUAUAAAUGUUUGAGGCUGACCUACUUUUUAACAGAGACACGUCACUGUCUGACAGUUACACCUGCUUGCCUUGGUAUUACCCCGCAGAGUAUAUUAUUCUGUAUCUGAAAAUUUAAUGUCCCAUAUGCUGGUAUGUUAUAAAGUUAACAUGUUUUUAUACACUGUAAUACAUACAGAAACCCUUAUGUUUAUAUGCCUAAAUGUACAUAUAUCAAUUUACAUCCAGGGAAGCAGUCCAGAUGAAAUAUACGGCGGGGUGAAACUGUGUGUACAUUAAGCAAUAUUAAGAAAUAAACUACUUGAUCAUUUGACAAAUGCACAAGUUAUUUAACAAUCUUUGGUUUCUUUCAGUGGAUUUAUUUGAAAUGACUUGUACCGAAUAGAUGAAAUAAUGAAAUCUGUCAAAAGACAGCUUUCAGUAAACAUGGAAACCAAGAUUUUCAUUUUAGUACCAAGGACCAGUGCUUGUCUCGUGACCAAUAUGUUAAAACUGAGCUUUUUCACCUUCUUUCUGUCAUUGUGUUUUGUGACUUCAGGAUGCAAAUGGCUACUCAUCCCCAAAUCAGACCCCCCUCCUUUCCAUGAUAGGAGAAACCCUCAUGUUAUAUUUAGACCCCAGGAGCACUUGUGGCCAGACAAACUUAGCAGACAACACCACUGGCCAGCUGCCCUGUCACUCACUGCAACAAGUGACCGGAGGGGCUUUAAAAGUUUACAUUAGAGUGUGUGCCCAGUGCCAA
Monopterus albus (swamp eel) is the source of this 3274-nucleotide messenger RNA. Its product is annotated as gap junction beta-1 protein-like. The transcript is spliced from 2 exons. Lineage: Eukaryota; Metazoa; Chordata; Actinopteri; Synbranchiformes; Synbranchidae. Gene Ontology annotation, biological process: cell-cell signaling. Gene Ontology annotation, cellular component: connexin complex. The record is from RefSeq and is a predicted model, not a curated record. The coding region runs from base 78 to 791 and encodes 237 amino acids. Gene Ontology annotation, molecular function: gap junction channel activity.